UUUAUUUUUUUCCUGGCGAGCUCUAUGACGUCAUCCUGGUUGUUUGCAAGAAGAAAAAAAAAGACAAGAGGUGAAAUUAUCUGAAGAUUUUCCGUAUCAAAGAACGGUUUUAUGGUUAAAAUAAACUAAAAUUCACAUCUAGAACCAUGUCUACGCCAGCCCGAAGACGACUAAUGAGAGAUUUCAAAAGGCUUCAGGAAGAUCCUCCUGCUGGGGUGAGCGGGGCUCCAUCUGAAAAUAAUAUCAUGUUGUGGAAUGCAGUAAUAUUUGGGCCUGAGGGAACACCAUUUGAAGAUGGAACUUUUAAGCUAGUGAUAGAGUUUUCUGAAGAAUACCCAAAUAAACCUCCCACUGUCCGAUUCAUCUCAAAAAUGUUCCAUCCGAAUGUUUAUGCAGAUGGAAGUAUAUGUUUAGAUAUCUUACAGAAUCGCUGGAGUCCAACAUACGAUGUUUCAUCUAUUUUGACCUCUAUUCAGUCUCUGUUGGAUGAACCAAAUCCCAACAGUCCAGCCAACAGCCAGGCUGCUCAGCUUUACCAAGAAAACAAACGGGAAUACGAGAAGAGGGUAUCGGCUAUUGUAGAGCAGAGCUGGAAUGACUCCUAACAAUGAAAAGAGUACUUCUCACCGCUGUUAAACUCAAUCUUUCAUUUACCUCAUUGAGAAAAAAAGUGAAAAAAAAAAAAAAAAUACUUAAGUGCCACCGGUUUAAAAAGAAACAAAAAUCUGGACUUUUAGUGCUUGCCAACAUGUUUGAAGAAUACCAGCCACUGAGGUUUGUGUUACUCUUGUGUUUUUAAUGUGUUCUUUUUAUUGCAUGAUGUGAAAUAAGUUAUUGCUAACUAAACUUGUAUUAUAUCUUUCUUUUUGUUGGAUGGAUGCUGUUACUGUUCAGUUUCCAAAGAACCAUUUUUUUUAUGUUUUUCCUGGUUUAAAGAAAACCAGCCAUUUAGAAUAUACUAAUUUUGUCAGAUUUAUUGGUGCAAUGGCAGAUGUUGUUUUUUAUUUUUUAAAGCAACAGACAUUUAAUAAAAACAAACAAAUUAUAUCAACCACAAUGUUGUUCGUAUAUUAAAUACAGAAAGUAGCACACUGUCUCCUCUCUCCCAAAUGUGGUUUUGGAGCUAACCAAACCCAAGUGGAUGUUAACCAGAUAGUACACAUCUACUCAAGAUUUUCAGAUUAAUCUGUUAAACCUUUGGACAAAAAAAUAAAAAAAACACCAGGUGGCAAUUUAGAUUUGCAAGAAAGAUGAUUGGACACCAAAUUCCUGAACCCAACAGCAAGCAGCAUAUUAUGGCCCACCCAGAAAAACAAAUACAAUUUCAAACAGCAAGGGGGUGAACUAUUCUUUGCAAUCGCUGGCUUUUCUUGUAUAAACUGUAAAGGUACAUUUUGUGGAGUUGCACAAUUUAAGUGCAAAAUUAAGUUAUGUCACUGCUUUUUAUAAAUCUAGAGAAAGGCCAACUGUGUUCACAAACCUGCCUGAAUGCAACGAGUUCUGAUCAGAUGGAAUAGUUCAGAUGUCUGAUGUUGUAACAUGGAGGGUUGUAGAAUAACAUGCCGUGAAGUUUAGGUAGCUUAUUGUCUGCCCUUCUUUUCUGGAGAGAGGUGGCAUAGUUCUAGGUGGAAAGAAACAUCACAUUUAUGUUUUUUAAACAAGAAUUGUGAUAAUCACAUGAGUACUAAAUUAUUACUUGCCACCUGCUAUGGAAAUGAUGCAGGUAUUUGUUUUCUGUAUGAUACACGCAUCUACUAAAGAUAAAGGUUUUGGGGUAAACAUACAUGUUCUGUUCAUUUCUUUGUGGCUUACAUUUAAAGGUAAUUGAAGAGAGGAGUAUUUGUGCACCUUGUCUAAGUGUAAUAGAAACUGAAAAGCAAAAACAAAGCAAUUAUGGAUAGCCGAGAAAUGUGUUAAUUAAUCAGACUUUAUUUAGAGAAAAUAGUGGUGAUUGUCUGCACACAGCUGUAGUGCUUGGUUUUCACUGGACCUAAUGGAAAGGGAGAUGUUAUAAAGCUAGUUUCUGUGAAUUUAUUAGGACACGAUGUAUACUUCUGAUAUGCUGUAUAAACACAAUAAAAACAUUUUACAGACUUUAA
Acipenser ruthenus (sterlet) is the source of this 2099-nucleotide messenger RNA. RefSeq names its product ubiquitin-conjugating enzyme E2 B. The coding region runs from base 147 to 605 and encodes 152 amino acids. Gene Ontology annotation, cellular component: HULC complex. The record is from RefSeq and is a predicted model, not a curated record. Gene Ontology annotation, molecular function: ubiquitin conjugating enzyme activity. The transcript is spliced from 6 exons. Lineage: Eukaryota; Metazoa; Chordata; Actinopteri; Acipenseriformes; Acipenseridae. Gene Ontology annotation, biological process: protein polyubiquitination; proteasome-mediated ubiquitin-dependent protein catabolic process; DNA repair.